AUGCGGAAGGAAGCAAAGAUACCCGUUAAUCAAUCUCUUCACUGCACUCGAGAGGGUUAUCGGGAAUCUCGGGUUAAGGUAGCAACUCGGGCAAAUAGAAUAAUAGCCACGAGAUGCAGAGCAAGGAUGUAUGUCAUGCUGGACAGGGAGAAGGAAUGUUGGGUUGUGUCUAGGUUAGAAUUGAGGCAUUUUCACCCCUGUUCGGCUAAGAAAGCUGUCCACUAUCAUGAGUAUAGGGAGUUGACCAUGCAUGCUAAGUGCGUCAUUACGGAUAAUGACGAGGCUGGCAUAAGACCCAACAAGACGUAUCUAGCACUGGCAAACGACGUUGAUGGGUCUUCAAACCUGAGUUUUCUAGAAAAGGAUGUUAGAAAUUACAUCACAAGCAAUCUCCGAUACUCCGAUGACAAUGAGGACUUCCAGGGGAUGAUGACUUAUUUCGUUCGAAUAAAGGAGAUCAAUCCCAACUUCUUUUAUGCCAUAGAUGUUGACGAUGCUAAUAAAUUUAGGAGCGCACUAUGGGUAUAUGCAAGGUGCAGGGCUUUGUAUGAAUACUAUAGAGAUGUGGUGUCGUUCGACACCACUUACAAAAGAAACAUGUCUGUAUACUUAUUGGUGAAUUGCAAGAGCAGUUAUUUGUUAAAUUUGUCUUGUUGCCUCACAGUUGUUUUUGCUAUUUUCACAGGCAUGGUCUAUCAUUUGCAUCCUUUGUCGGUGUAA
This is a messenger RNA of Arachis ipaensis, 720 nucleotides long. Its product is annotated as protein FAR-RED IMPAIRED RESPONSE 1-like. NCBI's taxonomy places the organism in Eukaryota, Viridiplantae, Streptophyta, Magnoliopsida, Fabales, Fabaceae. The record is from RefSeq and is a predicted model, not a curated record.